Molecule: messenger RNA, 503 nt
Organism: Choloepus didactylus (southern two-toed sloth)
Lineage: Eukaryota; Metazoa; Chordata; Mammalia; Pilosa; Megalonychidae
Gene: NAP1L5
Product: nucleosome assembly protein 1 like 5
Biological process (GO): nucleosome assembly
Cellular component (GO): nucleus
Source: RefSeq, a predicted model, not a curated record
GCCAGUACUUUCAGGUCCAACUCGGGUGCAUGUCCUCGGCCGGAGCCUCCCUAGACGUUUGCCGCUUCUCCCGUAUUACGGCAGACUCUGAGAACAAGGGACCUACGGAGCCAAGCCUGGCGGCUGCGGAGAAUGUGAUCGCGGAAGCCGCUGCGCAAGGUGGAGACCCUGACAGCGCCGCUUGUCAGAUGGCGGCGGAGCCGUUCCCCGCAGACAAUGCGCCAAAGCCCAGAAAUGUGCCUAGCUCAGGGAAAUGCCGAGUCCUUGCCCUCAAAAAGCUGCAGAGCCAAUGAGAUAAGAUAGAAGCCAAAUUUGAUAAGGAAUUUCAGGCUUUGGAAAAAAUAUAUAAUGAUAUCUAUAGACCCUUACUCGCCAAGAUUCAUGAACUCACCGGGGAAAUGGAGGGGUGUGCAUGGACUUUAGCGGCUGAGGACCUGGAGGAGGAGGAGGAGUCGAAGGAUGAGGACCUCCACUCUGAGGUGCCUGAUGACACCGAGAAAUAA